AUGUAUAAUACUGGACACCAUGACAGAAUUUUGAAAACCUGUUUAUUUUUUAAUUUUGCAUAUCAAAUAAAACAUAUAAUGAUCAAGUUGGACCGUUACUCGAUGAUGAUUGUUUCAAAAUAUUUUUAUUCAGUUGGAGACUUCAUUAAAUUGAUAAAAGUUUGCAAGAAAUUUGAAGAUAUUCCUGCGAUGUUUCAUUAUAACCCAAUUCCUCUCAAUCGCAAAGAAAAACUUUUUUCAAAUGUUGAAACACUGGUGAUCCAUGCCAAAAAUGAACACAUCAUUCCUGGGUAUUUCAAAUACGUCAUUAAAUAUGAAAUUGAUUACCAAAAGUAUCUUAAAAGUAAAACUGAACAUCCAAAUUACAUUUACGAAAAAGUCUGCUACAACCAAAAUGACAGACACGAUAACACAAGUUUUGUUGGUGCAACCAUUUUUGGGCGCUAUACUUUUGCCGAAAAUAAAUUCAGUUUUCCUUCCUUAUUUGAUGCUACGGGUGUUAAAAUAUUUAAAUUUGUCGAAAUCAAACUCGACAAAAACCUCGUUGAGUUGCCUGAUUAUUGUUUUGAUAAAUGUUCCAAAUUAAAAAGUAUUGAUUUAUCAAAUGUUUUGAUUAUUGGUGAUUCUUGUUUCUUUGAAUGCAAAUCACUCACCUCAAUAACAUUUUCGGGGUAUUUGAAAACCAUAAGUGAAAACGCUUUAAUUGGCGUCACAUCACUCCAAAGCGUCGUUUUCACUGAUUUUGAUUUUAUUACAAAAAGUCAAUGUUUUAAAAAUUGUUUAAUUAAUAUCACCGUUUCAAAACAUUUUGGCGAUCUUCCACAUAAAGUUAUCAUUACAAAAGAAGACGUUUUUAACGGAUACACAUUAUGUUUGGAUGACGAAAAAUACGAACCGUCAAUUGAAAGUUGCCCAAUAGAGGUGUUGAAUUUUGACGCAUUUAAAGAUAAAAAUGGGAUGAAUACUUUCUGUUUGCCGACUACAGUCACUGAGAUUAGAAGUGGUUGUUUUUCAAAUUGCGACUUAAAACAACUUGAUUUAUCACAUGUUAACGUUUUCGAGUAUUCUAUUAUGAACGAACUGACUGCACUGACUUUCCACACAAAACUGGAUCCAAAUUUUCUUUGUAAAAUGCCAAAUCUCAAAAAUGUAAAAUUGAUAGGAGGAACACAAGUAGAGAAGUCACCAUGCUUUUUACAUGACGUGUUUGAAUCUUGUGGAUAUUCUGUUGAAACAUAUUCUUUUUAUAAUGAAGAUGUCAUUUUAUAUGGAGGAAUGGUACCUACCUUUUGCAAGCAAAUAGAAUAUGAAGCGAUGUGCUAUAUUGGGGUCAGUGAAAUUUGUAUUCCAACAUCUGUUACUUUUAUUUCCUGGAAUUUCACAUAUUGUGACAAUUUGAAGAAAAUAACGAUAUUGGGUAACAAUGUCAUACUGCCAGAACCCAUUGCGAGUUAUUGUGAUCAACUUGAGGAGGCUAUAAUAUAUACAAAUUGUGGCGGGGUUAGAAAUUUCAGACGUUGCGAUAAAUUAAGAAAAAUCACUUUUAGGACAUUGCCAACAAUCAAAGAGAACGAAAAACAAACACAAAAUGAAAUUGAAGAAUGUUCUAGUUUGAAAGAAAUCGUGAUCGAAAACUCACCGAAGGACGGAAUUAUACAUGAAAGUGUCACUUAUUUUAUUUACAAUUUCUUUAAAAACGAAUUUAAAUUUGUUGGUGAUGUAGUUUUUGUAAAAAGUGAAACAAUUUGGAAUGAACAAGAAGACGAUCAGUCUGUUGAAUACGAAAUACCAGAGGGGGUCACUGUGAUCGGAUCUCACGCUUUGGAUUACAAAGAUUAUGUUCGAGUAAUAAUACCAAAAAGUGUAAGACUUAUUCAAAAAAAUGCAUUUUAUAAAUGCGAAAAACUAGAAACGAUAGAAGGAAUAACUAAAGACGUUAAGUUGGAAGAAGGGUGGCUAAGUAAAUAA
This is a messenger RNA of Entamoeba invadens IP1, 1968 nucleotides long. RefSeq lists its product as hypothetical. The record is from RefSeq and is a predicted model, not a curated record. The transcript is spliced from 3 exons. Lineage: Eukaryota; Evosea; Mastigamoebida; Endamoebidae. The coding region runs from base 1 to 1968 and encodes 655 amino acids.